GCAACGGAAUGUCUCAGUCACGUAUUGAUUUGAAUUCCCAAAAGACCACCCGGAUGUCUUCAAUUCAUAUGACUGUUGUUGAUGGAGAUACUGUUUCCAAUAACAAUUUGACUGUAGAAAAAGACCAUCAAGAAGAUGAAAAAAAUAGUAUUGAUCCUUCAACAGGAAGUGGACCUAUUUUAAUGUCUUUGAGCUUGUUGUUCAUUGCCGUGCCUCUUGUAAUAUUUGGAUCGGGAUGGGCCAACAUUGCAUUUCAAGACAAUGUCGAAGUGAUAAUAACGAUGGUUGUUUAUUUCUCCAUUGGAUCUAUUGCAAUCAUUGCCUUCUUCGUCGACUUGAUUUUAAAUGCUGUAGAUUUCACGAUGAAGGGGGACUCUCAGAUGUUGAAGUUUAUAAAGGAGUUAUACCAAAAGCAGAUUCCAAAAACUAAUGCAGGAAUGAUAAUACGCUUUCUUCUUUUCAUCCUUUUUGCCAGUGGUUACACACACAACACUUUUACGUAUGCCGAACACUUACACUCUGAUCGAGUUAAGUCGUCUUUUAUAACGUCAUAUUUAGCUGUUUCCAUAUUUUUCAUUUGGGCGCAAGUGAUUGUUCUUAUUUUUCUACAAUAUUAUGACAAAAAGAUCUCAAAUGGAGGAAAAGUACUGCGAAUGAUUAUCAUCAUAACAAACGCUUGUAGCUGGUUAAAUGCUUACUUUUUUGAGUCUUCUGAAAUAUUUGAAAGACACGACAUCAAUGAAAACAAAACUGUUUCGAGCAAUCUUACCGAGGACAAAUGCUUUGAAAAUGCAGAUAUCGUGGAAGUUAUAUUUGCACCCGUUACAAUUGAAUAUACAAUGAUGGCUAUCGGGUUCCUUUUCCCAGUGGCUUUGGAAGAUGUCAGAUACAGUCGAAGCUGGAAGAUGACCGUCCUGAUCAGUGCAUUUCUGAUCAUUUAUGAGGCUGGUGUGCUCGUAUUUUCCUUGCAAGUGGUUUUGAAAUGUACCUUUAUUGAUGAUUCGAAUGGUGUUCCUCUUGAAUUUACAUUUUAUGUAGUCCUCGUUGCAAUUCUAUUUGCGGCAAUGAUCGGGCUUCUUAUUGCUUGUAUUAUUUUAAAACGCAUGUCCAAGUUGAAGAGAUCUAACGAUCAUAGCAUACAUAUUGAAAAUUUUACGUUGUUGGUAACUGCUUUUGGAAACAAUCUAUACCAUCUUCUGAACGCAAUUGCAGUAGUUGAGCUUGAAUCAAUUUCGUUGACACAUAAAACGAUUACAUUUGGUCAAAAUAUCCUUGGACUAAGUCUUGCGUUUUUGCAAACCUGGUUUCUGUUGGCAAUCAACAGAUACGAGGUAACAAAUGAGCAGGUGCACAACAUUAGUAGAGAUAGUGGAUGUACCUGCCACGCUAAAAACAGCCUGAAACACAGCUGUUUCGCUCUUGCUGUUAUGAAUUUCGGUCUAUGGAUGUACGGGAGCAUUGCUGAGAUCCGAGAACCAGUUUUCACCUAUCUUCAACAGCAGUAUUACACUGGUCCUUCCUGGAAUGUCAUUUUAAAGAUAAUAUUUCCUCUGACCGUCUUCUAUCGUUUCCAUUCAUCGAUGGACUUUUUGAAGCUCUGGCUCCAUUUCGCAAAAGAUGAUAAGUAACGUGCUGUUUAUAAAAUGUGAUAUAGUUUGUGAUGUGAUCUUUUCUGUGAAGUAAACCUUGAUAAUGUGACCACAUAAUAACAGUUUGAGCAUGAACGUUUACGAAAAUACACAUUAUGUUUUGCUCUUAGUACUGACUAUUGACUGAUAUUUGUAGUUUUUUUGUAAUUUAUGUAUAAUUGACGUUUAGAAGAAUCUCUUCAGAAGAGUAGAAAAAGACAUUUUUCGUUAUUUAUUAAUCCGUUUGUAUCGAAGAAGUGUUUGAGCAACAUGUUUUGUCUUCUUUUGUUUGGCCUAAAACCGGCAGAAUAUAUUUUGUAUCAUUAAUGAAAUUAUAUUAUGUGGGUUUUUUUUGUACUAAAAUAAUUUGACGGUUGAAUGAUGUGAUGGUUCUAGCAAUCGAUUACACUGUUUGGAGAAUUUGAUAUCAAAUAGGAAAAUGGAAUAAUUUUCUUUACAUUUUGGUAAUUCACAGUGACAAUUUGUUAAGCAUCAUAUCUGUUUGAUUUUUGCAAUUACUAAAAUAACAUAUUAUUAUGUAUAAGCAAUCAAUAUCACCAUAGAAAGAAACUAAGUGCACUUACUCUGCAUUGCUAACCAGCAAUAUUCUUCCUCCUUCCAUUAUAUUAAUGUUUUUGAUGCUUAGGUUGUAGAAACAGUUUAAAAAUUGGGUAACCAUAAGACUAUUUUCUUUUUUUGAAAUGCAAGUAUUUUAUGAAGAUAAUUAUAUUCAGCCUAAGUUCUAAGUGUCGAGAAUUUAUACUAAUCACAUCAACGACGAUGAAAGAAGUUUUUAACUCGUUGUCAAAGUGUGAUAAAAACCACCAAAGCUAUACACAUCUUAGCAACCAUCAUAAAAAAUAUAACAUGCCUUGUAUUGUAAAAAGCUAUUUUAGACCCAAAAAUUUAUCCUUGAAUAAAACAACUGAUUGAAUAAAGUUCAAAACAAUUUAUUUUGUUGUACCUGGAUCAAGUUUUAAAAUAAGUUACACAUGUCAAAUAUCAUGCAUUUCUAAAUACUAAUCCCAUUCAUCUGCUUUUCAGCUUGGUGAAUAUUGCUAAUUUGAAAAGAUUUUCCCAACUGAUGGCUUAUUAUACCGACUGAUAAAAGACAUAUGAAGUAAAUAUUUGAACAGCAAAUUUACUUUUAUACCUUUUCCAAAAAAUAUUUAUGUAUUUUUACGUGAAUUUUAUUAAAAGAUU
Molecule: messenger RNA, 2831 nt
Organism: Magallana angulata
Lineage: Eukaryota; Metazoa; Mollusca; Bivalvia; Ostreida; Ostreidae
Exons: 3
Coding region: 9-1628 (539 amino acids)
Biological process (GO): proton transmembrane transport
Cellular component (GO): membrane
Molecular function (GO): proton channel activity
Source: RefSeq, a predicted model, not a curated record